AUGGGUCGCCACCUGUUAAAUAGUGAAACGACAUUGCGAACGGAUACCUCUCCACGACCGGAAGCGCCACUACGAUCGAUCGACGAGCAGGCAUCAUCACUACCAUGUCUCAACCCUAUUCGCGUCUCGGUCGUAUGUGGUGCAACACUUCCCAGUGGGCAAAUCGCGACUGGGGAAGACGAGGUGGAAGAGACCCUCCCGGCAGUCGAAGCACCAGAGUCGCAUGCGUUUCCACAAUAUGAUCAUGAUGAAGGAAAUUCUAUUAGGCCUGGCCGUCCACAGAUAGAUCCCGCCGUGUCGCCGCGUGAGCGAACGCGUGUCCGCGUCCAACGACAUCGCGACCAGCAGCACCUCACAAGGGCACAGCAGAUCGUCCAAUGGUUUGCCGACUCGCAAGAUCCACCGCCUACCUUGGAGUUCUCUGCCUUGACCUUGCACGAUGGUCCGGCCCCUUCGUCGGUUCCUGACGAGGCUGUGGAAGACGGCGAGGGCGAUGACGGAUCGGAGAGCUUCGGCUUUGACAACGAUGUCGCGUUAGGGCCGACUUCCCCAACGCCUCCAGCACCUCCUGCCUCUACUCGGCGGGACAGUCAACCACCCCAUCACAGAAUCUCUCUCCCGUCUACGCCGACCUUCCCUGUGUCGCCCGAUGCAGGUGCAGUAUCUUCUUCACUUGGUUCAGACGAUCCAGUCCUCAGUGGCUUCCUCGAAGCAAUCCGCCAACAAGACACAGCCGGUCCAGAACCACGCGCGCGUGAAGAGCCGGAACAUACCUCCACCCUUCCCGAAUACGUCCAACACAUCAGCCGUGCUCUUCCUCCCUUGCCUACCGUCUUUGCGGGACACGAUGAGGCCUGCGAUCCACGUGCUUCCUUCUCACAGUGGCAGAGCUUCCUCUCCGACCAGCCGGCCGAGCCGCUGUCCUUCCGCAAGACACAGGCCUCGCUGUCCCAAGACGCCGUGACCAUCGCGCGACAGUGGGAUGUCGACAGUGUCUGGUUCGGUGCUAGGAGCCUGUCAGCCAUCCGAGCCCCCGAUCAGUUUCGACUCUCCUUCUUCUCACCUCACACGAGUAACAUCUCCACCGCUCAAGUGAUACAGCCUCAUGGCCUGGACCUAGCACGUACGCGUCACACCAUCAUCGGCACCUUCACCACUGCCGGCGUCCGCUUCUCCGUCUUGAUGUUCUUCCCUAGCGGAGCCCCUUCGCAAACACGAGCCUCCACCAACAGCCUCUCCCUCGCACGAUUCAGGGAUCUCUAUGAUGAGAUCAUCCUCCCGGCUGUCCGCGAAACUGUCCCUAUCCACGUGCGACAGGAAAUCCCCGGUUCAUACGACCUGAUCUACGCGAAGUCGCGCGCCUACCAGGAAAAGCCGGGUGCUGGUCGCUGGAGCGCCGAAGACGAGAGUCGAUCGUAUCGUCUGGCAUACGGCAUCCCAGCCAGUGUCCUCCCGCAGUUCUGGGCGGCAGUUGUGAGGAACGCGAAUCGGCAUCGGCUCCAGAGCAAGAAGGGGGACGCAGUUCCCUACUUCCAAAACCCCCGUCUCCUCUUUCAGGCCCACGACCUGAAGAACAUGUUCGCGUCAGAGAGUCUUCAAGACAGCUUGUGUCUGUUUCGGGAUAGUAUAUUAGCUGGCCUCGACCCGAGCCAAAUCGACAUGCACUCUUGCUGGCUAGAUGUGGGCAUGCGAGAUCACGUCCUCGUGCCGCCCACGUCGUCUAACAGCGAGAGCCAAAAUCACCAUCACCAUGAACCGUGGACGCUUCUUUGGAAGAGCGACUGCUGUCGUCAUCUCCACGACCAGGUAGUUGGUGUAGCCCCAGAAGCUCCGAUGGAGGCCACUUACUAUCGGCCCUACCUCCUCCGGGACAUAGGCGGAUACUACGUGAGGGCGAAGUCGACUCGGAAAUCGAACCCUGGCCACCCAGAAGCCAGGUCACCGGGUGUCAUUCGGGCCAAGGCGUACAACUGUAGCAAGGAGCUAUUCGGCGUCAUGUUCAGCGAUUACCAGCUCUUCAGCUCAGGUUUUCUGCCGCUUCUCGCCUUUGGCGAAGGGAUGCUGAAGGACCUGGCCGCCACGGAUCAAAGUCGCCAGCAUGCAUCUGAUGGUCAUAUCAAUUGGCAGACAGGCCACAUCUCGCUCGAGCUUCUGGUGAACAUCUACAUGUCUCGAAGCCCGCUUCAAGCUAAGCUAGCCCACCAGGCCAAUGUUCAAGCAUUUGCCACCAACCAAGACGCAGAGAUUCUUGCCGACCGUGCCGUCGCUCUUGCGGUGGAAGAGAUCGCCCGUGCUUAUCAUCAGCACUUCCUGGCCAAGCUGCACUCGUACUGGGAUCGGCUCCGAGGUAAGGAGGAGUCGGCAGCCGAGACUGGCCGUAUCCCCACCGCCCAGGCUGUUCACGGCAUCUACGCGGAGGCAUGGGACAAGUACCGUCAAGCUACAGCGGAUGAUGAUAGUAACGGCGACAUCAAUACAUCAUCAUCCUCACUGCGAUCUGCUCUACCGGAGGAGCUGCCUUGCUGGAUGACUACUCGUCGGCGUCUGCCUCCCAAGAACAGCUGGUCUGCCUUUCUCUUUGACCAAAUCUUCUGCCGCCCCAAGCCACCGACCUGGAAUGCACUAUUCUUUCUUCAGCUCUACCGAGGAUUCAAGAAGUUUUGGCAGGAUACAUGUGCGCCGUUGGGCCCCUUCGACGGUCGCUUCAGCCGCCAGAUCGGGUACUACAUCCAGAUUGCAUUCAACUGUGACCACACCAAGGAAGUCGGUACCAGUCAUGCUCAGGGGACCUGGUACCACGCCAAGCCAUCCUUCUUCCAGAUCCAGUACUGGGCUCCUUAUUUCUCCCCGCCGCGCACGCAAGAAAUGACGUCUCUAUCGUCUAUUUACCGUCUCCGCAGUUAUCCCGAAGGUCUCUCUCCUCGCUCUACCCCCUUAAUUCCGUCACCCCGGAAUUUCCACGAUAUUGAAAGCGCAGCCUGGCCGCACUGGGUCGAGAUAAUGCAUCAUUCGCGCCAUGAUGAUCUAGAUCGUUUGCCUUUUGAAUGCCGUAACUCCAUCCGACGGCACUGCAAACGCGCGUUGUUCUACACCUCCUAUCUCGCCGGCCCGACUUGGGGUUUGGACAAGGAUGUGAAUUUUAUCGUCCCAUGGUCUAUCGAAAACGCAUCCCGUGAUAGUAGUAGUGAGUGGGACGUCUUCCGUGUGCCUGUGGCUGAAACACAUAUCUCGAAGACGAUUUUUGAGGAUACGGUGAGCCAGCCAACUAUUCUGCUGCCCACCCGCGACACUAUCAUCGGUUUGCUCGAUGCUAUAAAGAUCCUUACUGGUCACUCUUCCAGCAUCACAAAACGUUUGUCAUGGACAAAACGUCGGCUCGACAAUCAAGGCGAUCAGUACGACCUCCCUAGUCAUCUCGCGGCCAGGCAUCGGGAAGUGGGGCCAUCGACAGAGAGCCAGUCCCUCCUGGAACGGUUCCUUCACCAACGUGAGCCACCGGAAUGGGAUGUCGAGCCUGUGGAUGAACAGGAAGCCGAGGACACGGAGGAAACGGCGGAAGAAGACAACUCCUCUUCAGGAGAGGAUAAUGAUGAUGAUGAUCUGGAAGAUAUUGGCCUGAUCGACUUAGGACCGUAUAUUGGAUUUGUUAGUUAA
Molecule: messenger RNA, 3654 nt
Organism: Fusarium poae
Lineage: Eukaryota; Fungi; Ascomycota; Sordariomycetes; Hypocreales; Nectriaceae
Exons: 5
Coding region: 1-3654 (1217 amino acids)
Source: RefSeq, a predicted model, not a curated record